CAGCGAACAUAUCCUUCUUGCAAGAAGCUCACCACCAUACCAAAGACGCACGGAUGACCUGAACUCAGAAUAUUCUGUGACAUGGCUUCCACAAUCCCACGGGACCCCGUGCAUAACAACCACUAUGUUGACUACGUCAUUCGCUACAACUUUGGCGAGACUGACAUCCCACAGACAACGGAGCAGCUGGAAAAAUUGUUGCAUAGGCUGUUCGAGGUCGGAUUGCAGACUGAAGUGAGACAAGGCGACGAAACCUCACUGCUGGUUUUUGUCCGUGCCGCGCGAAAGAAGAGUCUCCAGCGCGCCGUGCAUCAAUCUCGCAUUCGCGACUGGCUCUAUGGCGUCCGCAACACCGAGCCCGAGGCAGAAUCCUCGGCCGAGCCGCAGUCCGAGUCGGAGCGGCUGCGCGUUAUAUACCAUAUGAUGACGGUGCCCAAGGAGGCGGGUGGUGCUGGCAUCACCCCCAAGCACGGCGAAUGGAAGAACGUUGAUUCGAUCUUCCCCCUGCACGACGAGGAGAUGAACAAGCAAUGCAUGAAAGACUGGAGCCAGAAGACGUUUCUAUCGCCUCAGGACCUGGAUCAGAUCCGGAAUAUAUUCGGAGAAAGUGUCGGCUUUUACUUCUCGUUUCUCCAAUCCUACUUCAAAUUCCUCCUGUUUCCUGCGCUCUUCGGUUUUUCCUGUUGGCUCCUGAUCGGGUCGUUCUCCAUCGUCUAUUCCGUGGCCAAUUGCCUCUGGUGCAUCAUUUUUAUCGAAUACUGGAAACGACAGGAGGAGGAUUUAAGUUGUCGCUGGCAGACGAAGGGGGUCUCUGCUGUCCGUGAGAAGCGCCGCGAGUUCAGGCCAGAGAAAGAGGUCCGCGAUGAAAGUACGGGGGAGAUCAAGGGUGUCUUUCCGGCGACAACGCGCAUGUGCAGGCAGCUGCUCCAGGUCCCAUUUGCCUUGCUGUCCACGAUUGCUCUGGGGGUCAUCAUCGCAACAUGUUUUGCCAUCGAGAUCUUCAUCUCUGAGAUCUAUAACGGACCACUCAAGUCGUACUUGGUUUUCAUUCCCACCAUCCUGCUCUCGGCCUUGAUUCCGACAAUGAGCACGGUCCUGGUGUCGGUCGCGACCAAGUUGAAUGACUACGAGAACUACGAAACCCAACAGGCUUAUGAUGUUGCAUUGACGCAGAAGAUCUUUGUCAUCAACUUCAUUACAUCCUACCUGCCUGUGUUCUUGACGGCUUUCGUCUAUGUGCCUUUCGCUAGUCGGAUUGUGCCCCACCUCGAUGUCUGCCAAGUGACCGUCCGGCCGUUUGUCUCCAAAGAGGACGCUACGACGUCACGUACUAAAUUCAGCGUGGACCCAGAUCGUCUCCGCAAGCAAGUUAUCUAUUUCACUGUCACAGCCCAAGUAGUCGGGUUCGCCAUGGAGACUAUUGUGCCGUUCGUCAAGCAGCGUCUUCUACGAGAAUAUAAAGAUUACCUCCGCAGGAAGAACGGUAAGAUCGAGUCGGAGUCCAGUUCCGAAGAAGAGGAAUCGCCCGAUGCUUUGUUCGACGACCACCCCGACGAAACCAAGUUCCUUGUUCGCGUCCGCAAUGAGGCGGACUUGUCUGACUAUGAUGUGACCGAUGAUUUGCGCGAGAUGUGCAUUCAGUUCGGCUAUCUAGCGCUGUUCUCUCCCGUCUGGCCGCUAGUUCCUCUCUCUUUCUUGAUCAACAACUGGGUUGAGUUGCGCUCCGAUUUCUUCAAGAUCUGCGUGGAGUGCAAGAGACCCUGGCCGCAACGCGCCGAGACCAUCGGUCCCUGGCUGGACAGCCUUGGAUUCUUGUCAUGGGUCGGCAGUAUCACAACGGCAGCUCUCGCGUACAUGUUCAGCACCAGCCACAAGGGACCCAACGGCGAGCCGACCACAAUCAAGGGAUGGGCCUUGCUUCUGACAAUAUUCUUCUGCGAGCAUAUCUACCUGAUUGUGCGCUAUGUCGUACGAGCGGCCAUGGCCAAGCUCGAGCCCCCGAAUGUGCGAAAGGAGAAAACCGAGCGCUACCUCUUGCGCAAGAGGUAUCUCGAGUCCACGGUUGGGGCCAGGACCAGCGACGAUGAGAUCGAGGUCGACGAGAAAGAAGACCAAUCGGAGCAGCUCUCCCAGCUGACUCGGGAUACCUUGGAGGACGACGCUCGCUCCUGGGCGACUCACGAUACGGAUCCCGCCGAGCGGUUUUGGAUGCGACAAAAAGGGUGGAAAGAGUCUUCCCACGUGGGCGCGACGAUCAUCAAAACGCUUAAGAGCGAUUCGAACGCGAAAAAGCAGCAAUAAACGUCGCACCACUUUUCGCCGAGGGGGGCCUGAACUGUACUAUGCUGGCUAUGUUACCUGGUGGUUGUCAAUUAUGAAAUAGCAUGUUGAUAGGCAAGAUGAUGGCCUGUUAUCCCGUUGAAGUCCUGCUCUAACGAGCACCAGUCUAUAUUUCUGCAAGUUAUCGAUCGGGUCGCGGAAAAUUUCACGAUCAGUUGUGUUCUGUAUAUAGUUUGUAUAUGUUACAUAGGAAGGUUCAUAGGUGGUGUACAGCAUUUAUUUCCGUUAUCUG
Messenger RNA from Aspergillus homomorphus CBS 101889, 2572 nucleotides. Its product is annotated as anoctamin family protein. Gene Ontology annotation, molecular function: chloride channel activity. Gene Ontology annotation, biological process: chloride transmembrane transport. Gene Ontology annotation, cellular component: cortical endoplasmic reticulum. The record is from RefSeq and is a predicted model, not a curated record. The coding region runs from base 82 to 2301 and encodes 739 amino acids. The transcript is spliced from 5 exons. Lineage: Eukaryota; Fungi; Ascomycota; Eurotiomycetes; Eurotiales; Aspergillaceae.